UCCUGCUAUUUUGUAUUUUGGUGGCAGCAGCCAGCCAGCAGCCAGCCAGCAGCAACCCGUGGAGACAAGUCCAAGAAAGGUGGAGACUCCUGGUUAACUUCCUGCACAAUAAUCUUGAAGCACCAGCAAGAGAGAACUGGGACGCUGCUGCUGCUGCUGCUGCUGCUGCUGGGGCAAGCAAGGACGAAUGGAUAUACGGCUCAAUUUAUUUCUUUUUCGGCAGUGAAUCGACAGAAAACACUUCCGAAAGAAAAACACCCAUUAUAAACAUCUACCUGGCUAGCAGCUAGCUAGCAGUGAGGCAGAGAUUCCCAACAUUUGAUAGCAAGGCGGUGCGAAGGACAGGAAUGGAGGUCGUGGUGGAGUAUGAGUACGACGCACUCCAUGAUGACGAGCUGACCCUGCGACCGGGCGACAUCAUCAAGAAUGUGCGUUACAUAGAAGAGGAUGGCUGGAUGGAGGGAGACCUCAAUGGGAAAAGGGGACUCUUCCCAGACAACUUUGUUAAGGAAUUGAAGAAGGAAUCCAAAGAGGUCAAGGAAACAAAGAAUGAGCCAAAAGAGGAGGCCUCUCAGCCUCCAAGGAGAGAGAAGAGUGCAGGAAAUGUGGCCAACCUGGUUCAGAGGAUGAGCACUAUCGGCAUUCCAACUGGUGGCUUCCUGCCUCAGCCUCCAGCAGCUGCAAAGAAGCCGAAGAAGAGACAGUGCAAGGCUCUGUUUGAUUACCAGCCACAGAACGAAGAUGAGCUGGAGCUGAAAAUUGGAGACAUCAUAGACAUCACCGAAGAGGUUGAAGAAGGGUGGUGGAACGGCACCUUCAACGGCAAGUCAGGACUGUUUCCCUCCAACUUUGUCAAAGAAGUCGAUGCCACAGGAGAGGAGGGAGAGUCCAACGAAACAGCAGCAGAUGAGACUGAUGGAAGUGGAAUGGAAAGCACCGCCGCCCCCACAUCCCCUCAACCUGCCUCAGGGAACGGAGUUAUAGCUCAGCCCAAGAAGAUCCGAGGCGUUGGCUUCGGAGAUAUUUUCAGAGAAGGGUCAGUCAAACUAAAGGUCCGACUGCCAAGCCCUGAAGUAGAGGAAAGGAAGGAGAGACCAAUCCCAUCAUUACCAUCUGCUGCAAAGCCCGCCCAUCCCAACAUGACAGACUCGCAGAGAGCCGACGGAGAAAGCAAAUCUAAAGCAAAAGACUGCUGUAAGGUCACAUUUGCUUUUGAGGCUUCAAAUGAGGACGAACUGACUUUGAAAGAAGGCGACAUCAUCCACAUCCUGAGCAAGGACACGGGAGAGCCCGGGUGGUGGCGAGGGGAGAUCGGUGGCAGAGAAGGUGUCUUCCCUGACAACUUUGUAACCAUGGUUUCUGAAGCAGAGAAAGAGACUCCCACAUCGAGAGGGUCAGUGAGAUCAUCUCCUAAGCAGGAAUCAGAAGAGAAGCCGAAGAAGCCACCUCCACCCUCAAAAAGCAUAGCUCUCAAGCCAGAGGUUCCCAGUGCCGACAAGAAGCCUCAUCCCAUCAGGCCAGAGGACAGAGCUGACAGGCCUACACCAGAUCACAAACCAUCCAAGCCUGCAGCGCCGGUGGUCCCGCCCAAGAAGCCGAUCCCCCCUCCUGGGAGAGGAAGGCCAGGGAACCUCCCUCCAAAGAGGCCUGACAAGCCUCUCGCUCCUUCACAGAGCCUCAAGCACAAUGGAGAGGUGCCUUCCACACGACCAAAGUCCGACCUUGAGCCAUUAUUGCCCACCAAACCCAAAACACUGUCUGGGGACUGGGGGGAGAAGUCUUCGGAUAUGGAUCUGAUGAGUUUUGAUGAGUUGUCGUCUACCUCAGAGAAGCUCUCUCACCCCACUGCUAACAGACCAAAGAUGCCUGGCAGGAGGCUGCCCGCCCAGUUUGGUGGAGGACAAUCGCCCAACAAGGACGUGAGCGUGGAGAAGUCCUUCAAGAUGGAUGAAGAGGACGCUGCCAAACCAAAGCUAACAGAAACCAGAAAGCCUUCCACCAACACCUUAUCCCAGUCACCGUCACUCCACAGGCCCGCCAUGGCCAGCACCGAUGCCAAGCCUAGCACCGCAGCAGCAGCAGCAGCCCCGAGCUCAGACAGCGCGCCGCACGGCAACAAAGCCCGGCUGGAGCCCGAAGAGCCGACCUCCCAACUGGAAGAGCUGAGGAGCCAGAUGAAGGAGCUUCUGCUGUCUGUGGAGCUACUGAAGGCCCAGCAAAUGAGAGAGAUCGCGGAGCUACGAGGAGAGCUGGAUGAGGAAAGGCUAAAGCGAGUGGCCCUGCAGAUGGAGAUAGAAAAACUGAAGCGGACCGUCCACUCGACGUGAACCUUCAUUGUGAUCAACAGCAAGCCUCAAGGUCAGCUGCUGGCCUUUUGACCAACCAGAGAGCAGGAGGGCGUGUGGCAGAUGGAUGAAUGGACGGAGAGAGAGAGGGUGGGGAAUCAGAUGAACCACCUUGAGCACAAUCCUUUUUCAGAAAAUAAACUCUCCCCAUACUUGUAAGAUUUACAUUUUGCACAUUUAGAAAAAUGUUCAAGCUAGAUGAAAUUAAGUUACAAAUGUAUAUUUCUCUUUUUUUUCUUUUCUUUAUUUUUUUAUUUUGCCAACACAAAAAAAAAACGGAGGCCUUACUUCAAACUACUGCGCUGGACUUACAACUCUGCCACUCCCACUCUCUCCCUGUCACUCCAGCGUUCCUUGAACCCCUCAAGGAGGAGGUUCGCUCUCAGUACUACUGACUUUGUAUAAAGCAGGGGGGACGCUUGUUUUCCUCGCUUAAUCUUCUUUCUCAUAUUUUUUAUGAUGCACAAAUAGUUGAUUUUAAAAAUAAGAACAUGUUUGAUUUCAGUUAACAUCUUUUGAUCCUCAUAGCAAAUGAUUUUUCUUUCCUAUCAGCAGUACUCCACUCCUUGGCUGCAGCGCUUCACAGAGAGCUCUGCUUUCAUUUGUCUUUUAUAUGGUUUCUAGCAUUCCUAUCCAGGGUAACACUACUGUGCCUGUUAAAGACAGAGUUAUAUUAAGUGUUUGUAAUGGGAGCUUAAAUAUACCAUGAUGGUGUCUGGAAAUUUUUGCAGCAUGAUAUUGUAUAUCUAUAUUUUUUAAGUCUACUGACAUGCCUAGUCAAAUACUAUAUAGAGGGCCUAUUCUAUGCUGGUCUCUUCUAUUUUUGUCAAACUGUUUCACUCGCUGGGAAUGUUCUCAGAGGUUUAGCCAGUCUGUGGGCAAUGCAGACAGAAUCCACAAGCAAAAAAUAUAUAUAUCUAAAGAGAAAAGAAAGUAAAGAGUGCACUCUUGACACACAUUACGUUUUAAACACAUUGGCAUGUUUGUUAACAAAGUGGCCAUUUGUUGUGAUCAUCCCUCUCAUCCCUCUCACGGCCCAUUCUACCUCUUCCCCUCCUUCCUCCCACCCCUCUUUAAUUCAGAGUGAGACAUUUAAUCCUUGUCUUUCUGCUCUGUAAUGUGUUUGCACAGCACUCAUCAGGUGUCCUGUCCUUAUUGUACAUGUCUUGUCAUCUACAUCUCUUUCCACAUUCCAAGUACACAAGUUAAGCUAACUGGAAGCAGAGAGCAGCAAAAAUUAUGAAAUGAUCUCACAUUCUCCUUUACCUAGCACUGUUUUAGCAGCGGUGUUAAAGCCCCUAUGUGUAGAAUUUUUCUGUGAAUACAUUAUCCGUCAAAUUGUUAUAUUGGUGGAAGUUUUUGUAUGUAGAAAAAUGAGAUAAUCCCACUGAAAUGGUUGCAGUCUUUGUCUGCCAGUGUAUUUUAAGCCAACUCACAGCUCUAGCAAUCACAAUCCAUUUUUCAGUUGUUUGGUCAGCCCACCACUUCAUUUUAGACUCGUAAUUUAUAUAUAAAUACUGAAACAUUCAGAGGAUGAACCCUAAUGAUGCUGUUGGUGGCAUCACAUAAAAAGUAACAUCCAUCACAUAAAAAGUUCUCAAUUAUUAAGUGAAAUACCUCCAAUAUCUUAAAGAUACAUCGGAACAUUUAUUAUUACCAGAUGUUUUUCAACCCUGAUAUUUAAAAAAGAAAAGUCGGGACACUGUGGAAAACGUAUAUAACAUAGAAUGCAUCAAAUUCAGAAUUCAGCAUAUAUUUACAAAAAAGUUAAUCAGUUUGGGCAUGAAUUAUAUUGUCUUUGUACAGUUUUAAAUUGAAUAUGGCAAAUGAUCACAUUCUGUUUCAUCUAAAAAAAAAAUGUGAAGCAUGGUUGUAGUCUCCAUAUCUAACAGAUGCAUUGGCCAGACAUUUUUUGUUACCAGAUGUAUUUGUCUAACUCUGAUAUCAGAAUAAAAUUUAAAGUACCUUAACAGCGGACAGGAAAGCAGUGUAUCCCUGCCCGCUUACCUCACCAAGCAGUGAUGUCACAGUGUACUGAUGCCCCUCGGAGUGCACUUCUGCAACACUGCGGUCAGGCGGGACCAUCAGCAAAACUUUCAGUUUGUUCAGUUUUAAUCUGUCCAAUACUUUAACAACUACAUGCAAAUCAAAUGACAUUCCCAUCAGCCUAACUGCACUUAUUUGUAAUUUGCAAACCCAUUUCCAAUGGAAGUUGUGACGCUGAGACAAACAUAAAUACAAAGUGAAUGAGUGAUGAGUGAUAUGUAUUUAAAAAAUCCCAGUUUUCUUUGUACUGGAUUCAAUUAAAUAUAGGUCUCAAAGGAUUUAUAGAAUUUAGUUUUCUUUUAAUGUUUUUCACAGCGUCCCAACUCUUUGGGGUUGUACCUGUUAACAUCAGCACAUUACAGCCGAUUCAAAUUGGAUUUUUAGAGGCUUAUAUUAAUAUAUGAAAGGUUUUUAAAAAAAAUCUGUUUACACUAUUCCGGCUGGUCUUUAUGUAGACGUGGCGUGAACAGUUUUCAUAAAGAUCCCUUUUUUUAAUUUUAAUUGGCCAAUCAACAAUGUAUAAUGCAUUAAAGAAUUUACAUUCUCUCCACUAGUGAAGAACAAUUUGAUCGUGCUGUUUGGAAACAUAUCUAUAGAGCAUGUUCGUACUUUGAGCUAAAUGCUGAGUACAACCUCACAGAGGUGCUAACAUGGCUCUUUGCUACCACCACUAAGGCUAAAAUGUUCAAAUCCUACACAUUGGUGCUUUGAGAUGAAGCUCAUAAACAGAAAAGGAAAUGGGUCAUUCACUUUCUGUACUGCUGCGUUUUCAGCUGCACAGAACUAUUCCUGCUCCUCUGGAUGCUAAUCUUUUUUUUAACAUCCUGGUAAGCAAAUUCUUUCCCUGUUAGCAAGGUUUAGGGCUACAGAAGUGAGUCAAACUAUUUUCUCUCAGUCGGCUCUGUCUUGUAGCCCUGAGCUCUGAAUGUACAGUGUGUGGUUCUGUGCAGAUGAACAGCUUAUCUCAAUGUUGAGAACGUGGGAGGGACCAGUACAACACCAAGUGUAACCCCUCUGGUCUAUGUAUGGGUUAGAGGAUUGUUCAGCCCUGAGUGUUGACCACAAUAUUUACAACUCUUGUUUAACUGUUUCCCAUCUCCUGCUGUGUACCACCAAUACAUGAACUGGUUACUGUUAUUCCUUGUUUUUUUUUUAUUUUAAUGUCAAAUGUCUUUAUACCUGUCUCACAAAAUGUCUUAAAAAGUGUUACUUUGCUUUUAAAUCAUCCUCAGGCUUCGUUCCAUGUGUUUGAUGUGUGUGUGCAUGCUUUUGCUGAGGUGUCUGCUCGCAAAGUGUAACAGAGUGAGUUCAGGAUAUUAAAUUCUGGAUGCCAGAGUGCUUUGACCAAGUUGAUACUGUAUAUCUGACCUUAAUGAGUAUGGCACUCAUGCAAUAUGUUGAUGCCUAACAUAGCAGACUUCAUUUUAGAAAGCAGCUCUUAAACGAUAUGGCUGGAUGAUAAAAUGAUCACAAUGUGGGAAAUAGGGACUGGGGAGUUUGUGGGACAGCUCUUCAUGUAAUAUCUGUAAUAUGGCUUAACAUCCACUAUUGUACAUUCCAGAGUUUGACACCAAGGAAAGAAGAAAUCUGUGCACAUUUAUAACAUAUUUUCAAGUGAUUUUGUUUACAAGAGCUGUAUCCUUGCAUGAGCUGAGAUUCUUUUCAAAAAUGAAUAAAUAUCAUCUUUAUUUACUGUCA
Messenger RNA from Centropristis striata (black sea bass), 6089 nucleotides. It is a transcript of the gene cd2ap, whose product is annotated as CD2-associated protein. Gene Ontology annotation, molecular function: protein binding. NCBI's taxonomy places the organism in Eukaryota, Metazoa, Chordata, Actinopteri, Perciformes, Serranidae. Gene Ontology annotation, cellular component: vesicle; plasma membrane; cytoplasm. The record is from RefSeq and is a predicted model, not a curated record. Bases 348 to 2327 code for a protein of 659 amino acids. The transcript is spliced from 19 exons.